Molecule: messenger RNA, 3294 nt
Organism: Lobosporangium transversale
Lineage: Eukaryota; Fungi; Mortierellomycota; Mortierellomycetes; Mortierellales; Mortierellaceae
Exons: 2
Coding region: 107-3256 (1049 amino acids)
Source: RefSeq, a predicted model, not a curated record
UUUUUCUUUUCUUUUUUUUUCUUUUUCCCUCCCUUUCUCCUUUUCUCCUUUUCUCCUUUUUUUCUUCUAUUUUCUUUCUUUUACAAAGUAAUUCAGUUUAGAUCGCAUGCCUCAUGGGACAUCUACAUUUUGCAUGACACCUUCAAACAACUCCAUGGCAUACAAGAAGGUUCGACUGAGCCGUCCUCGCUGCUUCUGUGGGCAUAUUGCAACCCCUGUUUACUUGCAGCAAAAACACCAGCCUCAGUCAACUCUCUCUCACCGCGACACCAUAAACGGGACUGGAGUAGCCGCAGCCACAGGGACAACCUCUGACGCGACUUACUACUCAAAUCCACAUUCUUUUGAAGAUCGGCAAUCUUCCCAGAGGGCUCGUACUGGCCAGAAACAACAAGUGCACUGGCAAGAACAGUUCGAGAAUGAACAUGAUGAAGGUUACCGUUUUGAAUUUGAUAACGAUUAUUAUCAGAACUACUCCUCCCCAUACUUCUCUAAUCAGUCAUCUAUUCCGGGCAGACGGAGCAAUCGUCAGCAGCAAAAGUCAAGGAUGUCUACUCCGCUAUUGACUUCCAAUUGGGUCUAUGAAUGUCACUUCACUUCAGCACAGCAUGGCAUGGUUCCACCAGACUAUUGCGCCGGUUGUGCACACGAUCAGAUCGAAGCCGAAGCACAUCGACUCAAGAAGGAACAUGAAACCACUGCGGAACUUGUCAAGAUUGCCAAGACCGUCCAAUCGUGGGGUGAAGCUCGCGGACGCUGGAUGACACGGACACAACCCUUUGAAGAGUCUUGGGGAGAACCUCCUACUGGAAAUCUUGAAAACUACUAUAACCCGUAUAAUAUCCACGACAAGCGACAGAAUGAAAAUGGUUUUAUCGAAUCCCAGCAUUCCACUCUAUCAGGAUCUGCAGCAGGGUCAUCCUCCAGUACCGAAGAUCUCAGGAAUAAGGGCAAGGCUGUUGAUCGAGGCUAUCGCGAUAAUGACACAGUUGAUAGCGGAAUAAGUCAUAGCAGCCAUUAUCAAAUAACCGAAUCGCCUUUGAAUAGAUCUUAUCAAAAGAUAACUGCGACAACUGCAUGGUUUGACGAAGGAAUAGACGUUGUGGAUCUAACUAGAUCAACAAAUACUGGUGUAGAUGCAGUCCAUCGACAGCUGAAGCCGUCAUUCUCUAAUACACCUCCACAGGCAUCUCUAGCAGCGUCAAAGAGAAGUUCCAUAUGGGAACCUGCUACGACUACUUGGUCAAACGUAGCAAGAUCUGCUACAGUAGAAGACGAUCCAUGGAGUUUUAUACCAACCCAUAAUGCUGCAGAGGCACCCAUCGAAGAUACUAAUCUAAUGUAUAAAUCCGAGCCGAAUACAAUCGCGUCUACAACGCCAACAAUAGAGUCACAGCAAUUGCAACCGCAACAACAGCAAGAUAAUCAAUGGCAGUUACCUAGGCCUGGUGCCGCAGCACCAAUACAGCAGUCCCAAAUAGCAUCAUCAUCUCAUCUAAGUAUCGACAAUGUACGUCCUAGAACCCCUCCCCCUGAAAAUGUAGAUUCCGACCUUGAUUUUCACUCAAGCCCAAGUCACUCCCCUUCAAACAGAUUUAAUACAGAUAAACUGGGUCGACCUUUUGGCUCGGAAACCAAAGUCUGUGGAUUUCAUAUGCAUGCACUCGAAUGGCAUAAAAUGCAGCACCUCAGUGAUAAAGAUACAGUCAUGUUGACAAAACGCGCUCAGUGCCCUAUCUUUAAUUACUCUGUUACUCGAUGGCUAUACAUUGAACAUAUGAACAAGAGCAAAGGAACACAAAAGACCGAGGAAAGAGAUAAUAAGACCCGUGACUAUGAAAACAAGGGGAGUGGAGAUGCUAAGGUCAAGGACAAUGAGAAUGACGAUGAUAAGGAGGCUUGGGAUCCUCGGAUUUUCAGCCAUUUGCGCAAGGUACCAUUCAACAGGAUCGAAUGUAACUGCGGCAGUUUUAUGGUCGUGGCACCUUACAUCCCAAAUACAGACGACUCUGGAGCCGAUCAGAGACCGGAGCAUCCGUAUGAUUUGAUUUGUCCAAAGAAGUAUGCAUGGCAAAGCCAAUUGGACGAAGGCCCUUAUACAGAGAACCAUUCACGUAGAAGGACAAAUACAGCACCGAGCGGCAAUAUUUCUAAUCAUGAGAACCAUAGAGACCAUAAGGAUCACGGCCAUGAUUGUGGUCGUGAUUGCGACCAUGACAUUAAUGACAAAGGUGAUCAGAAUGGCAGGAACGAUGGAGACGGUACUCUCAACCUAUCAGCAGAUACAGGCACCUCCAGGCCGCCUCUAUCGUUGGAAGGAUUGCAACUACAAGAUAGAAUAGCACCUUCAAAAAAAGAACUCAAACAUUGUAACAAAGUCAUUCGCAUGAGUAAAGCCAUGUUCCCUGCUCGCAAACAGCCAGUGCAUCAAAUCAUCCCUAAUGAUGACUGGUUAGAUCGAUGGUUCAAACCACGUACCACAGUCGAAUCGUACUUCAUUCCGCAGUAUCCUGUAGAUCCUAAAGUCAAGCCGAUCCUCAACAAGAGCUCGAGUCGAUACCCUAUGGACUUUUCGAAACCUGUUUGUAAUAGAAAUAUUCGUCCGCAAAGGAAAUGGGGACAUCGAGUAACUUUUAAAGCCGUGGAUGAGAUCAUAAAAGUCAGAGAGCCGUACACAGAGACAAUGGACGCACGCUCAGGUCCAAGGCAUGACAGGAUCAAUGGACGAGAAGAACAAGGAGCUGAAUUCUACAAGUGGCCAAUCCCUGAAUGGUGCGAUCUCACUAUUGCGGAACAGAUCCUUAAUGCUAAGAAUAUCAGUGGUAAUGAAUAUGAUGAUCCCUGCUGGGGUGAGCAGAGCAUCAAGGUCCUUAACAGGUGGGGGAUCCAAGGAAUCCCUCAAAAUUUGUUGGAAUUUUCGGUUGCAGAGGCCACGAAGGAUGCACAGGCAUAUGCGGAUCAAUACGAACAAAAGCUGCAGAACAGGAUUGCUCUACAUAAAACACGGAUUCGACAUAUUGAAAAUGAUCUGAAGCGGGAACAAAAGCGCCACGCGGAACUUGUAGACAGUAUCAUGGUUAUGGAGCAGCGAGUCCAUGACAUGCCCAAGUGUCGGAUUUGCUAUGAGCGUGCAUUGUCACAUGCAGCACUCCCGUGCCAUCAUUUAGUCAUGUGUGGCUCCUGUGCAGACCUUGUGCAAAACUGUAUUGUUUGCCGUGUCAGGAUGACCGGUACUCAGCGGAUUUAUUGGGGAUGAGGUAUAUAGCUCGAAGGAAGCAAGACAAUGAUCACAAC